Molecule: messenger RNA, 28606 nt
Organism: Saccostrea echinata
Lineage: Eukaryota; Metazoa; Mollusca; Bivalvia; Ostreida; Ostreidae
Exons: 151
Coding region: 1-27903 (9300 amino acids)
Source: RefSeq, a predicted model, not a curated record
AUGACGGGACCUUCAGGUGUUCCGGGGAAGCUCUUAUGCUGGGUUAUAGGACUGCUUCUUGUGGGACCCCAGCUUUCUCAAAGUCAAAAAGCAUGUGAUCAGGCACUUGGUCUGGAAUCAGGGGAUGUAAAGAGGGAGCAGCUGAAAUCCUCCCCAACAAGGGCGGAUCUAGAUAUAGAAUAUGGGCGUUAUAACUGUUGUUCAGAGAAAUCAUUUGCUGCUUGGUGUCCCUCAAAUGUGACAGCGGAGAAUUGGUACGAGGUAUCCUUCAGUGGACCUCAUAAUGUCACCGGUAUCAGAGUGCAAGUGCCUGUCAACAAUGUCUCAACACACGACCCCUACCUCACAGAAUUCUACGUCUUCCUUGAAUACGCCUCCGCAAAGCUGGGGAGCCUGGAGAUGCUUCAGCUAUCUGGAAAUAUUUCUGUUUUUGAGACAAGCAAAACAGACAACGAAACAGAAUUUAGUUGGCCGGGAGAACUGGUGCGAAGGGUUAGAAUUAUGGUCAAAAACUACACAACAGAGCCCUGCUUCAGAUUUGAGGUCAUCGGAUGUCCAAUCGAUGCUAUUUCAGAAAAUGUGGUCCCUGUUGGAAUUGAGCAACCCAAACUUCAGUUCAGCUUUAACAGUUUGUCUGAUAUGUCAAUGGAAUGUCAGGUGCAGGAUAAGAAAGUCUAUGGAAUACAAUACUGGAUUACUUGGAGUGUUAAUGGUCAACAAAGAAGGCGUGUCUUGAUGGGACCUAGUAUUUACAGUUCUACACUUCAGUUAUCAACACUAGAUUUUAAUUCCUUAGUUUCCAAGAUUGAGUGUUCAGUAGAAGCCUGUUACAGCUCAGACUGUGUCAAUAUCACCAGCUCCAAAGUAAACAGUGACCCAUUCAGACCUGAAGUCAUUGUAAGAAGCAGUGAAUCUCUGACAGUAAAAGAGGGGGGACCUGCCCAAGAAAUCAAAGUUCAAGCCACUGUUCCACCAUCCUUAUUUUGUCUGGCUGCAGGAAAAGAUGGUGAUUGUACAGUUGCUGUUAAGGCCACUACAGAAUCACUUGAAAGAAGUCCUCCAACUUGUUCACAAGAUGUGGAGCCAGCACAGGUUGUGUUUCCUGAGAGAGAGGACUCCACAGAGUCUUGCAACGUAAAAAUUACUGAGUCUAACUGGAGGAAUGUGAUAAGUAUCCCAAUACAGGCUGCUCAGGAUGGUGUUGUUGAUGGAAACCAAAGAGUUCAGGUGUCCCUGACCAACAGAAUUGACACUGUCACUGACAUUAACACAGUCAAAACAGUAGACGUGACAGCAGAAGACUCAGAUGAAGGAGCCAGGUGUUCACUGCUGAGUUUAGGACAACUCAGCACAUUUGAUAACACUAUGUAUAACACUCACCAGUCAGGAGAAUAUGUCCUCUACAGACAUACCCAGUACCCCAUACAGGUGAAUGUAUUUGUCAAUAGCUGUGGCACUAACUUUAUGUGUGUAUGUGGAGUGUCGGUCAGGGUUGGUGAUGAUGUGAUUCGUGUUAGUAACUGUGAAGGAAAUCCACAAAACAGAAAACCUUUAAUCAAACAGCUGUUCUAUGGAGUACCAGUAAAUCAGGAUUUCAGAGUUGUCACCUCUAAUUCUGGAGACUCCGUCACAAUUAUCCUACCAAGUGGAGCAUUUCUGAAAGUGAGAUUAGCCAAUGAAAAUUCACUCAGCAUUUGGUUGUAUCCCUCGUUACAAGAUUUCAAUAUGACAGAAGGUCUGUGUGGUAACUUUGAUGGAUCAAUGAAUGAUGACCUCAUUCUUAGAAAUGGUUCUGUAUAUACACAGUCUGGAAAUAAGUAUCUCCAGGACUUUGCUUCAGAUUGGAGUGUUGCUGGUGAGGAGAGUUUGUAUACAGGUAUCUGUCCUGGACUGAAUGUCUCCCAGGGACUUCCAGAGAACAAAAUGUGUGACUGUUCUGGUACUGAUGUGUUCAGCUGUAGUGUGUGGAAUCUCAACAGGGACUGCCAGGCUUAUAGAAAGUACAAAACAGGAAUGGACUACACAGAUCAAAUGUUUAGAAGUGGUGUUUAUGCAAAGAACUGUCGCCCCAAUACUACCAUUCCAAGAUUUAUGCAAAUUGACUACGUAUCAAAGCAGAAUUAUCAGUUUGUACAAGAUGAGGCAGCAUUUCCUGCAGGGUGGACGGCUCAGACAGCCAACGAAAGUUGUGUUCAGCACAUACAGAAGUCUGCUGUUUACAGAGAAUGUCAGAACGUGAUCAAUGUGGACAGUCAGCACUAUGUGGAUAUCUGUGUGGAGAAUAUCAGGAUAUCCAAUGACUCGUCCUGGAUUAGCACUAUAGAUUCUGUAAUGGAGGAGGACUGUGUAUACCAGCUAGACAGAAACUACAGUGUGGGGGUGGUCGUGUCUGAUGUGCAGUCGGGCCUCUGUCCAGAUAACUGUUAUAAUAAUGGGCAAUGUGUUAAUGGAGAAUGUCGGUGUAAUGAGGAUUUUAUUGGCUACAAUUGUAAAGUGAACAAGACAGUCCCUCCCACUCUGACCUUCCUCCCCAAUGAGGGAAUCUGUAACACUCUAAUGUCCAGCUGUAGACAUGUGUUUGUUUAUGGGGACACAUUUGUUAACAGUCCACAACUUACCUGCUAUGCUGAACCAGUGAAAUUGUUUUCUUCACCAAACCAAGGAGGGUACAACAAAAGUGGUGCUUUGGAAGAAGUCCCUAUAACUUCCAGAUAUACUGGUGCCACUCAGUUGGCAUGUUUUUUGCCAACUUCAGAACCUUACCUUUUAUAUGUCAGCAAUGUCAACACCUCCACCAUUAAAUCCAAUCCUUUGUUGUGGUUGCCUCACAACCCAGCCUGCUACAACUGUUCUGCCAAAUCCGAAUUUUGCUUCAUGAAGGAUGAUGUAUGUGUGAUUGAUGGAGUGUGUUACCUGAACAUGACAGAAAAUGCUAAGGACCCCUCCCAAGUGUGUGACCCACAAAAAAGUCAAACAGAAUGGUCUAACAGGACAAGCCUGUGUCCCUUCUCCAUGAUGCAAUGGAUAGAGAUGAAUUCAACAACUCUGGUUUUUCACAACGAUAAAAUCAUCUCAAACAUUGCUAAUCUAGAUGACUGUCGCAAUGAAUGUGUGACUGAGAAGGAGUUUAGAUGUCAGUCUGUAGAGUACAAUGCUGAAACAAAAGAUUGCCAGUUGUCUCGUAUUCAGGUCCGCGAAGCUGAGAGCUAUUUACUGCAGGGAGAUUUCAGUGAAGGGUGGACUUACAGUCACUGGUAUUGUACAAAAGAUCCAUGCCCAUCCAAGAAGAUUGAAUGGAAUCGUGAUUCUAAAUAUGAAGGUUAUUUCACUGCUGACAAGGACCUUGAUAUCCUGUAUGAUGUAUGGAGGUAUGAGGACUGCCGUGGACUAUGUGAACGUGAACCAAUGUGUAGAGCCAUUAAAUUCUCCCCGGAGAGGGGGAUAUGUACUCUCUCUGAUGGAGCACGAAGAAUUGACAUGGCUACAGGAACUUAUCAAAGCUACCCUGGUUGGGAAUAUCACUCAUUUACAUGUGAAGAAGAGAAAGAAAUAGGACCAACUGUUAUGAAUGCUGAAGUUAAACCCAUAUACUCAGGUUCAGGUCAGGAUGAGGUCAUUUGUGAAUUUAAUAAACUAAAUGAUGCCAGGGAAGUUAAUUAUUACAUCCUUUGGAGGGUUGAUGGGAAAUAUUUGUAUGAAGAUACUAAUGUCACAGAUCAAAAACUUCCCUCACAGCUGGCUAACAGCAUUAAAGAUGGAACAAAAAUUUUGUGCUCGGUGAGUGCUUGUUACAAUGGUUCGUGUGACUCCAGAGGGAAACUAUUCACCUCCAAAGAGUAUGUGGCUACACUGCAAAUCGUAGGCAGAGACAACAUUGACCUCCCAGAGGGAGCAGACCCAGAAAUGUACGAGAUCACCCCCACAGCUCCCCCAUAUGUCCUUUGUAGAGAUCAAUCACUGAGUGCCCCUGAUAACUGUAGUAUAAGAUUGAGCACCAAGACUCCACUGGAUAACAGUGAGCUGAAGUGUCCAGGAGGAAAAAUUAUCAAACAGUUGGCUGUCAGCAUGUAUCUUAAGUCUGCAGACCAGAAGACUCCAGUUUGUUCAAUGAAGAUAACCAAUGACAACUGGAUGCAGGCUCAUUAUAGUGUACAACUAAAGGCAACAACAGACAACAAGUAUGAUGGGGAUCAUGUUAGACAGAUGACAUUGAUGGCUGAUUAUCUGGUGAAUGAUAAAGCAGAGAGGGAAAAUGUCACUAAAAAGGAUGUUAAGGUUAAUGUAUUGGAUAGAGACAGGAGGGCCCUGUGUAUAUCUGUAAAUGAUCCUCACAUCACCACAUUUGAUAUAAGAUAUAUCAACAACUUCUUUGAGGGAGAAUUUGUCUUGUAUCGACACAAGACACUUCCAUAUUCCGUCCACACAUUCUAUAGGAGUUGUAAUGGCCGAGCUUCCUGUAACUGUGCCGUGGCAGUGAAGGCAGAUGAUGAUGUCUUAUUGGUCGAUAAAUGUGGCCCAACAGAAUCUAGCACUGGGGGAUUUUAUCCAAUAACAAUCAAGCUUUUCAGAAAUGGGAUCUUAACACCAGGUUUCAAGAUCUACAGUUAUUAUGAAGGACGUAAAAUUAAGGCAAUCCUGCCAACUGGUACUACAGUGAACAUCAAACGCAGCGUGAUCAGGGGACAGAACUUUCUUAAUGUCUGGCUCAAAGCUUCAGCUGCUGAUUACAACAAAACAGAAGGACUUUGUGGCACAUUUAAUGACAACAAAGAUGAUGAUCUAACCAUGCCAAAUGGAACAAUUUCCAUGGAAACUUCUAAACAAGCACAUGGAUUUGCAUUAAGUUGGAGGGUGGAUCCCAAGAGAACUAUUUAUACAGGAGUUUGUCCAACAGUGAGAACUGCAAAUGAGGAAGUUCAAACCACCCAGGAAUCUUACUGCUUUUGUGAUCAGUCCAAUGACUGUGCACCUGGAAAUGAUGUCACUUCUUGUCCAAUUGAAUUUGAAGAUUCUGAGGACAUCACUAAUUCUCUGCUGUUACGGUCUCUGUUCCCUACCAAAUGUAACAGAGAGCUUGCCCAGUCAACUUAUCAAUACCCAGAUUUUGAGUACACAGCCAAUGAUAUACCUUUGGUGUUGACUUGGCCUACAAAGAGUGGACUUAAAGAGAGUCAAGCCAGGGGUUUAUGCCAGGUCAUCUAUAUUCAAAAUUCAAAUGCAGCCAUGACAUGUAAAAAUAUCCCAGGAGUGGACGAUGAGGCAGCAACUGAAAACUGUGUGGAGGAUAUCCAGAUAACAGAUGACAGUCGUUGGGGUUUUACAGCUGUAGAGAACAUUAAGGAGAUGUGUGAGGUACAUUUGAUGUACAAUGUUAGUCUCUGGACCACAUCUGCAGGGGAGAUAAAUCCUGCACCACCUGACAAUGUAAUGUCUCAGCUUUGCUUAGCAGAAUGUGGAGGUGCAGGCACCUGUGAAAAUAGAACAUGUAAAUGCCAGGCUGACAGAGCUGGCUUGGACUGCUUUGUGGAGAGAUUUACCGCUCCUAAUUUGUUUUAUCUCGGUGGCAAUGGCCUGUGUGACCUGAGGACCAGUCCCUGUGAUCUUAUUACCAUCUACAAUAACAACACUGAAAACAGCCCAUUGCUGAACUGUCAGUUCACAAAACUAGAGCAAAAUGAGACUGGCUUCAUCUUAGAUCCAACAAGCAUGAAAUCAGUUAGUGCCAAUUAUGUGACAUUUAAUGAACUGACAUGUAAACCACCGACUGUUGGAAGUUAUGAAGUGAAAAUAGGUAACAACGGAGCUAAUGAAUCAAGUGGCAGCAGUGGCCCCGCCUACUUUUUGGUCUAUGACUCACUGUGCUUUGAUUGCAACAUCAACACUCUCACAUGUCAACAGAAGACCACUGCAUGUCUGAUUGAUGGAAACUGCUAUGAACCAGGGGAGUAUAACCCCCAAAAUGCUAGGCAGUUCUGUGAUCCUAAAGUCAACCAUACAGAGUGGCAGCAAGCUGAGGAUUCUUGUGAACUCCUUGAUCUGGAAUGGUUUGUAUACAACAUGAAGAAGUUGAAUAAAGGCUUUGAGAUUGAGAGUGUGGAUUUGGAUGGAAACCUGAGCCGCUGUGAUCGAGCUUGUCUGGAUUACUACACCAAUCCUGUUUGUCACAGCUAUGAUUUAGACAGUUCCACUAACAACUGUACACUGAUGACUGCUGAUUAUAUCUCUAAAGCUACACCACUAGAGGAGUCAGCUGAUAAUCUCCACAGAGAAUGGCAGUGUCAUAAUGAUCCAUGUGGAAAAAGAGGCAUUACCUGGAUCAAAGAACCUGGUUACGCCAUUGACAAGUAUGAUGAUAAAACAAUAAACAAUGUCCUAACAGCCACAGGAUGUAAACAGCUCUGCUUGAUGGAGAAGUCAUUCUUGUGUAAAUCUGUGGAGUAUUUGGCUGGGAUGGGAAAAUGUGUGUUGUCCAGGUCACAACGGCAAGAUGUGGCACCCUCUAAUUUCAUCAGGUGGCCCGGUUAUGUGUAUCAUGAGUGGUCAUGUAAAUCAGGAAAUGACUAUCCAAUCCUGCCUGCAAAUCCUGAAGUGACACUGGCUCAUCAAGGAGAAAACACAACUCUUGUUUGCAAGUUUCCCACUGUAAAUAAAACAGAGGACCUUACAUACACUGUUCGCUGGAUCAUUAAUGGUCGGGUAGUGGAAGAAACAAUGCUGAACAACCAAACAGAAAAUGUGGCACUUUACAUGAAUAAGACGUAUCUACACAGUCAUAAGUUUGGCACAAAGUUUGCCUGUGGUGUGUCUGUUUGUCUGUCCAGUAGCUGUAACACAACAACUGGGGCCUUUAGGAGAAGUGAACAAAUCGAGAUUAAACUGGAGGUGACCCCAGAGAAGUCAUUGACCCUGAUUGAGGGUGAGACUGGUAAGCCAGUGUUGGUCCAGAUGACUGUUCCUCCCUCCUUCUUAUGCCCCCUUGACACCCCUCAUGAGGAGUGUUCUGUUCUGGUGUCCAGUAGAGCUGUCAGGAAUGAGAAGACAUUGACCUGCAGAGACAGAUCUGACAUGCAGCAGGUUGUGAUCAAGUCAGUGACAAGAUCUGUAAAUGAUUCCUGUGGAUUUAUGAUAAAUAAUACAAACUGGAGGAACUCAUUUAAGCUAAUGCUGAAAGCUAAAAUUGAUGGUCUGUAUGAUGGUGAUGUUAUGCAGGAUGUCAAAUUACUGGGGAAGGUUGUCAUCAGUGGAAACACUUCAAGAAGUUCAGACCUUCAUACCCUCAGUGCUACAGUUGAAGACAUGGAUCGUCCAUCCUUAUGUAGAUCUUUGAAUGGACCACAUAUUACUACUUUUGAUGGAAGAUACUACAACAAUUUCAAUGAAGGAGAAUUUGUCAUGUACAGACACAAUAAUAUGCUGUAUGAGGUGCGUAAUUUUAAUCGUCGCUGUAAUGGACGGGCUAUUUGUACCUGUGCAGUGGGCAUUAGAUCAGGGGAUGAUGUGGUUGUGAUUGACAAAUGUGGCAAAGGAAUGACCCAGCAGGCCAAUCAACCAAUCAGAGUGUACCUCUUUAAGAAUGGAGAACUAAGUCCUGGUACAAAAGUGUACAGACAGGCUGAAGGAAGAAAAUUUAAGGUCAUGCUUCCCAAAGGAACUUCGGUAACCAUCAAAGUGUCCCCAACUGGCCUUGAUGUCUGGCUGCAGGGAUCAAGUGUUGAUUUUAACAGUACUACUGGUCUUUGUGGUAAUUUCGAUGGUAGAAAGCAGAAUGAUUGGACACUCCCAGAUGGCUCUAUGUUUGAUGUUCCAGGUCUUCGCCCAGACCCAUUCUCUCUCUCCUGGAGAGUGAUGAAAAAUGAGAGUCUGCUAACAGGGUCAUGUGACCAAAUGACGGUAGUUGACCCAGAUUUAUGUGACUGUCCAUUAGGGGAUACUUCUUCUUGUCACUCUGGUGCUUGCUACCAGUUAUGUCCCCUGAACAGAAAACAACAGAAAGAUGACCUAACACAAAUACUGGUUGGCAGAUCUAUGUGCAUGGCAUCUGUUGGCUGUAAUGAAACAAUGUAUGAAUAUGAUGAAGAAUACAAAGCAAAGGAUGUUGACUGGCCCACUAUGUCUAACGUCACUUAUGAGAUGGCCAGAAAUCACUGCCUUAGUGUUCUGGAGAACAGCAUGAGGGCCUCUCUCUGUUCCAAUGUCACAGACACUUCAGAAAUCCUUGACCUUUGUAUAGCAGAGAUCAAGAUAGAGGACUCAUUUAAUUUGGCCUCAACUGUACUAGAACAUUUGGUGGAGAUCUGUGAGGUUGAGUUGACACGUAAUGUGAGUUUAUGGACAAAUGACAGUGGGAUGCUUGCUCCAGAUAGCUCAAUUCUUGGGAAGCUCUGUCUUAACAACUGUAGUGAGAGAGGACAGUGUGUGAAUGGGACAUGUGAGUGUGAUCCAGAUUUGGGUGGUGCUGACUGCUCUGUCAACAUGACAGUGGUGCCAGAUUUAUGGUUCCUCAGAAAUAAUGGACUUUAUGACCUCAAUGAGAGGCAGUGCAGUGAUGUGGCAGUCUUUGGAACAACAUUUGUCAUGUCGGACAAACUCAUGUGUAGAAUCGAACCAGUUAAGUUGUUGGAUGGAGGUUACAACAGAACAGAAGAGGAAAUAUAUGUUCCUGCCAUCCUGGUGACCUAUAAUGAAAUACUCUGUCCCCUUCCAUCCAGGAGUAGCUACUUUAUAGCAGUAUCUAAUGACAACAGUACUUGGAGCUCAUCCAGUCUUCUGACUGUAUUCGACAGCAGGUGUCAUGAGUGUACAAGAUCUGGAAUGUGCCGAUUCAAGGAACAAAAAUGCUUUAUUGAGAAUGUGUGCUACAACAUUGGCGAGUUUAACCCCAUCAACUCCUCUCUGAUUUGUAAUCCUUAUGAGAAUUAUGACAUGUGGAGUGUCAAAAGAGAUCAUCCUCUUGUCCGAGACCAACCUGUGCUGUCCACAUCUUACAACCAGACCACUGGUCAGUUCUUGUUCAGAUGUGAGGGAAUGGUCAGGAUGGAGAAUGCUACCCAGUCAUUUGUUGUCUGGACUGUUGAUGGAAAGGAGAGGAUGAUGUCAGAGGUCAACAGAACAGAUGACAGGAAGUUUACAUCUGACAUAUCAUACCAAGACUUAGCUAAUUUCACCUAUGGCUCCAAGGUGGAGUGUGGAGUAAAGGCAUGUUUUAUCAAUGACUGUGAGAACACAACCAGCCCUAUCCUGAAUAGCAAACCCAUCACUUUGGCUGUCAAAAUUGUUGAAAGAGAUAUUGAAGUUGUUGAGGGAGGUGAAUCCUCCAACAUUGAAAUUGAGUUGGAGUUUCCUCCCUUUAUCUUCUGUUCCGCGGAUGACUGUGAGGUCGUGGUGAGACCAGAAGUCAGAGGAGACAAGGAGUUGAAAUGUGAGGACAAAGGUGUGACGCAGAUCUUAAUAGUGAGGGAUUCAGAAAAGGAGGGACUGAGGAUAACAAGGAAUAACUGGAGGAACAGACUUGUGAUCCCUGUACUGGCUAACAUGGACAUGCUGAAGGAUGGGGACCAAGAGAGGGAGUUAACUCUAGUCUCCUUUGUCAGGGAUGGCAAUAUGACAAGUAGAAACAAUAUGACAGCAAAUAUAAAGGUAAAAGUUAUGGACAGACAUGAAUCUCACCUGUGCAGUUCUAUCAAUGAUCCACAUAUGAGAACACUAGAUGGAAGGAAAUAUAACAACUUUUAUGAAGGUGAAUUUGUGCUGUACAGACACACUACAAGUCAUUAUGAGGUACGAACUUUCUACAAAAAUUGUAAUGGAAAGGCCUCCUGCAACUGUGCUGUAGCUGUCAAGGUGGAUGAUGAUGUCAUAGUGAUUGACAGGUGUAGCCAGGUCAAAGGUGGAAAGGUCACCACCAAACCUAUUCAGAUCAGAUCUUAUGUUAAUGGGGAGCUAACUCCAGGAUUCAGAGUCUACCAGACAGGACAGGAAUACAGGAUUUAUAUGCCCUCAGGAACCUAUGUGGUUGUUAAGAAUGGCAAGAGAAGAACAAGUCAAUUUCUGAAUGUUUGGCUCCAUGCCUCGCCUAUGGACUUCAACCGAACAGAAGGACUGUGUGGGACCUUGGACAAUAGAAAAGACAAUGAUCUAAUGAAACCUGAUGGUACUGUAGUAAAAACUAACCAAAAACGCCCCAAUGCCUUCUCCAUCAGCUGGCGAGUCGACCCUGAAGACACUCUAUUCAAUGGAUUCUGUCCAGACUUGACUUCUGAUGUAAGGACACCAGAGAUGUUUUACUGUGACCCUGUCAAUAACUUCACCUGUUCUAAAUUGUCUACAGACUUCACUUGUCAGCAGACAAAACUCAGAGGCAAAGACAUCACAGAUGAAGUCUUGAAAUUUGCAAUGGCUCCCAAGAAGUGCAUCACCUUGCAACCCCAGAUUGUGUUUGAAUAUGAUGUUAACUAUACAACACCAGAAAUUGUUUGGCCCAGGAAUGGUAUGAAUGCAUCCAUGGCUUACCAGCACUGUUUAAAUUUUGUUUUAAACACCAAGAUUGGUUUUUCCUGUAACAAUAAGACAGGCCUAUCUGCAGCCAUAGGCCUGGAACUUUCUGUGGAAUCCUGUAUGGAAGACAUUGGACUUACUGGAGAUACAUCUUGGGAAUUUGAGGCUUUGGAGAGCAUCAAGAUAAAGUGUAUAACAGAGAUAGUAACAAAUGUAAACCUGUGGGUGAUGGUAGGAGGACAACCUGUCCCUGAGGAAGCUGUAGUGGAUAAUUACUGUAUAAAUGAGUGUAGUGGCAAGGGAACAUGUGUUAAAGGUCAGUGUCAGUGUGACCCAGGCUUUGGUGAUAUAGAUUGCUCUGUAGACAUCACAAUACCCCCCAAUGUAACAGACAUUCUGAAUGGUCAGUUGUGUGACAUUAGGGAGAGUGAGGAUGGAGACCAGUGUAAGAGGAUCUUCCUGAUUGGAGAAAAUUUCCAGAAUAAUGACUCUCUUGUCUGCCACUAUUUUAAUGGGCCUGGGAGACCAGCAACGUACCUGAGCUCAGAGUCAGUUGUUUGUGAAAUGUUGACACCCAGGACAGCCAACAUAACUGUGAGCUAUGGUGGAGAGAGACAGAGUAAACCCAUCAGAUAUGUUGUGUAUGACUCUUUCUGUACGCAUUGUGAUGAGGACACUCUGGUCUGUGUUGACAGGAAUGAUACCUGUAAGAUUGGUGGCCAGUGUUACUCUGCUGGGGCUGUGUUUGAUCAGGAUAAUAGAUACGUCUGUAUGCCUGACAUAAACGGAACCACGUGGACAAGGAUAGAAACCACUGCUAUCACUGCUUUGAGAAUUACAUACAUCUCCAUUAUCAACAAUGUGUUACUUACCUCCCUUGGUAACUUCACGGUGGGAAGAAUUGUACCAUUGUUGGUGGAUGGAUGGAAAGGAGGGUUAGCAUUAAGGUUUGAUGGACAGUCCUACAUAGAAGAUAAUGACCAGAACAGUUGUCUAAGGAAUCCAGAGCUCUGUCUGCAGUUUGGAUUUUCCUACAAAUUCUCACUGAAAGUGUCUUCUAUGAUAGACGAUUCUUACAUCUUCUCGUCUGGUGGAGAUUUGCCAGGCUACAGAGGGGUUUCUCUGUACCUCAGAGGAGGUCGCAUGUACCUGACGUUAAGUACUGAAAGUUUUGAAUGGACGGUGGUUACAGUCUUUAGAAAAAUUAAUGUUUAUUUUGAUUUUGAGUUUUCGUGGGGACUCAGCUAUGGUUUGGAGUGUUUCAUGGAUGGAGUAAGUGUGGGAAGGACAAGGGCACCAGUCAAGAGGACAGUUAAGGGAACUAAAUUACAUGGAUUCAGACUUGGUGGGCCGGUGCCUGGAGGGAGACGAGUGGCAUCUAAAUGUGAAGUGGGAAGUACUACCUUAGUGAAGGCUGAGACCAGAAUCAUUACAGCUAUAGGAUUUGUUAUUGACAUUCCUGAACUGACCAGUGCUCCAGAGCUUUCUGCAUCCUACAGUGAGAACGAUACAGAGGCCCAAUUUCAGUGCAAGUUUGAACGCUUGCCUCGGGGAGAUGUUGCAUACAAAGUUCAGUUCUUUGUGGAUGACAAAAAGGUUAAGGAUGUAGGUCUGGUAGAUGGCAAGGCUGAGAAGUACAUCAUGUCAGAAUCAGAGUAUGGUGAAGGAGGCUAUGGAGUUAAGACAUAUUGCAUGGUGACACCUUGUUAUGUAUACAGUUGUGCAACUACAGAGGGACCUGCACGUAAAAGUAACAUCAUCACUGCUGAAGUCCAGGUUGUCACAAAGGAGAUAACAGUUGUAGAAGGAGGUCUGCCAGGCGAUGUCAAUAUUCGACUGACAGUGCCACCUAGGUUACUGUGUCGACCUGAAGACAGGGCCAAUAACUCCUGUUAUGUCAAAGUUAACACGCAAUUCUCUGAGAUAGAACAACUCUGUCCUAACUCCAACAGGCUAAAUCAGGCUGUGAUUGGAUACAGUGUCUCCAAUGAAGUGACCACUCCAUUCUGUGGUAACAUGAUCACAAUGAGGACCUGGGAGAGGAUCACAGUUAUUCCAGUGUUUGCUUCCAUUGACCUCCUCUAUGACAAAGACAAAACGAGGACUCUGUCUAUCGUGUCAGAGGUCAGCUGUCAGGGCAGUGUCAACUACACCGCUAAUACCAGCCUUGUCAAAGUGAAGGUGAAGGAUGGGGACAAGAGUGCUGUGUGUAAAUCUAUCAAUGAUCCUCACAUGACCUCUUUUGAUAAAUGGCACUACAAUAAUUUCUUGGAAGGAGAGUUCAUUUUAUACAGACACAAAACCCUUCCAUAUGAAGUCCGUACCUUCUAUCGUAAAUGUAAUCGGGGACGUGCCACCUGUAAUUGUGCAGUGGCUGUCAGAUCAGGUGAUGAUGUUAUAGUGAUUGAUAGAUGUGGUCCUACUGUGACAACCACAGGGAAAUACAAACCCAUAAAGAUCACACUGUAUCUCAAUGGUCAGCUUACAAAGGGGACCAAAGUCUUGUCCUAUGGAGGAGGAAAGAAAUAUGAAGUUCACUUGCCUCAUGGUGCCAUAGUGGUGGUUGCCAAUGGUAAAGGAAAGAGACCACAGUUCAUCAAUGUCUGGCUCAAAGCUUCUCCAGCUGAUUAUCAACAAACAGAAGGACUUUGUGGUGUUUGGGAUGAUGACAAGAAUAAUGAUAAAAUAAUGAGAGAUGGAACUAUGUACAGUCCAAAGAAAAAAUCAAAACAAGCCACAGAGUACUCUAGAAGCUGGAGGAUUGACGAGGCAAUGGAGGAUUCACUGUAUACAGGAUUCUGUCCUGAAGAUUUGGAGGCAGAGACCCAGUUUAACUACUGCACCUGUAAUACAAACACACAAACUGAAUGUUCUGAUGAAGCUAUCAUACAGAACUGUGCUCCAGCACUGAAAACCAAGAAAGGCAAAAAGAGGGGGAAGGACAUCACAGCCGAGCUAAUAUCAAAUAAUGUCGUGGAGACAACCAAGUGUUUCCUUCAGGAGCCCCAGGUGUUAUUCCAGUACAAUGCCACUCAUGUUGGACCUGAAUUAGGCUGGCCAACCCCCAAUGGAAUCACCCUGGAACAGGCCACUUUAUACUGUAGGAAUUACGUUACCCUGUCUGCCUCUGGUAGCCUCUGUCAGAAAGUCAAUAAUGUAGAGCUUGAUGUAGCUCUGGACAACUGUAUAGAGGACAUUCAGCUGACUGAUGAGCGAGACUGGGCUAUUGAGACUUUACAGAAUGUAAACCAGCAAUGUCAGAUUGAGAUUGUAUUCAACAUCACUAUCUGGGUCACCGUAGGAGGAGAAUUAGUCCCUCCACAGGACGUGUUUGGAGCUAUAUGUCCAGCAGACUGUAGUGGAAAUGGAAAAUGCAAUGAAGGAGUGUGUGACUGUGACACCGGUUUUGUUGGAGACGACUGCUCUAUUGCGGAGACUGAUCCCCCAGAACUGGAGUCCAUUCAGGGUGGGACCUUGAUAGACAUCAGUGUGGGUGUGGUCAAACAUCUUGUAGUGUAUGGGGCAGAUUUCGUAGAUGGAGACAGGCUCACUUGUCACUACUUCCUGGCUAAUGGAACAGAACUGAAGCUUUUGGCAGUCUAUGUAAAUAAGGACAAUAUUUUGUGUCCUUGGGCGGGAGUCAGUGGUCUGUAUGAACUAAGGGUCAGUAACAAUGGGGUCAAGGUCAGUGGACGCUUACAAUUGGUGGUGUACAACUCCCUGUGUGAGACCUGCACCCUGACUCGGUGUAGCCCCAGGCAAGAUGUCUGUGUUAUCAAUGGUAUAUGCUACCAAGAUGGUUAUGUCAAUCCCAGAGAUAUCAAGCAAGUGUGCUACACUCAAAAGAAUACAACCACAUGGAGUGUUCUCACCAAGACAGAAGUAACAGUAAGGAGGUAUGGCUUUCUGAGACUUGUAGGUAACAUUCUGUAUACUCUCACCGUCAACAUUCGCUUCACCCUCUUUGGUUCUCCUGGUUUUGUCACCGGUCCUACUGGUGCAAAGGCCCUCCUUUUAAACGGCAAUGACCAGUUUGUGGACAUGGGUGACCAGACCACUCAGUGUAUAGGAAACCUAGACACCUGUAAAUUGGGACUUACUGUUAAAUUCAACCUAAAAGUAAUCAAGUUCUCUAAGAAAAUGUACAUCUUUUCCAAUGGUGGAGAUGAGCCAGGCUAUUAUGGAAUGGCCAUGUGGUAUGAGAGAAAGAGGCUGUACCUAUCCAUAAGCACUUCCUCUAAGAUCUGGACAGUUAGUACAAAAUUCACCACAGUUAACAGAUUCAUGGCUAUCCAGUUCUCCUGGAGUGUACAGCUAGGAGUCCGGCUUUACUUGGAUGGUGUUUUGGUCAGCAGAAAGGAGAAAUAUUAUAAGAGAAGCGUUAAGAAUCUGAAUAGGAAGUUUUAUGUUGGCUGUUCUAUAAAGAAGAAAUACUUCUCCAAUAUUGUGAUAGAGGGAUGGGAUAUUGCUGAAGCUGUCACUGAUGUGGUUAAGGAGUUGGAUGUCAGGAUUGAACCUCCCGAGUUCAAAGAAGCACCAUCUUUGGAUAUAACUGUGAACAGAACAACCCAAGAAACGGAAUUCCUGUGCAGGUUUAAAGAACUAGAGAUCCCAAAUCUACAGUAUACUGUACAAUGGUACCUCAAUGAUAAACAACUGAAGGAGGAAGUACUAGACGAUCAGACUGAAAGCUCCAUGAAUGAAAGCUACAUCACACAGCUUGUGUAUGGGGACAAGAUAAAAUGUAGUGUGUCUGCCUGUGAACAAGGAAACUGUGAGAACACAAGAGGUCCAUGGAGGGACAGUGUCAUACUGACAGCCCAAGUCCAGCUGAGUGAAACAAAGAUAACGACAUAUGAAGGAGCAUCCCCCACUAACAUCAGAGUAACCUGCACUGUACCUCCAAGGCUGUUCUGUGAGAAAGAGGACAGGGAGAAGUAUUGUGAAAUAGGUGUCUCCACUGUACUUGUUAAAGAGAAAGAAACUAAAUGUCCUAGUUCAGGAGAAGAGAUCACACAGGUCGUAUUUGGGGUGUACAAAUCCAACACCUACACAAAACCAUGCUCACAUCUAAUCACCAUGGAUACCUGGCACUCGGGUUUGCUGCUUCCAGUCAAGGCCACGAUAGACAGUCUCAAGGACAAAGAUAAGAAAAGAAAUGUCCGUGUGUAUGUCACUAUGGCAGUACAAUCUGUUGAGUUCUUCAAUCAACAGAUAAGCACUGUAGAGGUAACAGUUAAAGAUAGAGACAAGACAUCAACCUGCUCCUCCAUCAAUGAUCCACACAUGACCACAUUUGAUGGAAGGUAUUACAACAAUUUCUUGGAGGGAGAAUUUAUUUUAUACAAACACAAAUCUUUGCCAUAUGAGGUGCGGGUAUUCUAUCGUAGUUGUAACGGUAAGGCAUCUUGUAACUGUGCCGUGGCUGUUCGUUCAGGGGAUGAUGUCAUUGUCAUUGACCGAUGUGGACCAUCCAUGGGCAAGUCCUCCAACAAAAGAAGGAUGAAACUCAAGAUGUAUCUCAAUGGAGACCUUACUGAGGGCACUGAAGUCCUCAGAAAAUCAGGUGGAAAGAAAUACUGGAUUGUCUUACCUACUGGAGCUACAGUUGUAGUGAUGAAUGGGAGAAAGAGAACCAGUCAGUUUAUCAAUGUUAAACUGAAGGCAUCUUCUGCUGACUACGGCAACACAGAAGGUCUGUGUGGUAUCUUUGAUGGUGACAAGACAAAUGAUCUGACAAAGAGAGAUGGAACUCUGUAUGGGGGAAGAGGGAAACAACCAACAGAGUUCUCACAAACAUGGAGGGUGUCAAGAGAGGAGAGUCUGUACAGAGGAUACUGUCCUGGUGGGGACACGAGGACUGUAGAGGACACAUACUGUGACUGUAUGGAGGAUCAGGACCCUGUCUGUCAAGAAGGAUUGGACAUCAUGGCCUGUGAAGAAAUAGAGAAGAGAAAAAACAAAUACAAGUACAAAAAAGGAGUGAAGAAUUUGACCCAGAAACUCAUUCGGGAAGCACAGUCCCCUCCAACUCGAUGCGUGUCCACACAGCCACCAGAGGUGUUUGAAUAUGACCCAAAGUAUAUUCAAAAGGAGUUGACAUGGCCAACACCAAAUGGUAUCACCAAAGACAGAGCCAUAUCAAUCUGUCAAGGUUUUAUAGAGUCCAAAGAGUCUGGCAGGAAGUGUCUGGGUGUACCUGGUAUGGAUUUUGAACCCAUUCUGGAGGGUUGUCUGGAAGACAUCCAGCUGACAGAUGACCUGACCUGGGCCAAUGAGAGUUUGGACAAUCUACAGGAACAGUGUCUAGUCAUCAUUGAGGUAGACAUUACUCUGUGGGUCACUAUAGAGGGAGGUGUAGUGGCCCCUCCCCCAACAAUAACAGGAGCCAUUUGUCCCAACAGCUGUAAUAACAAUGGAAAUUGUGUAGAUGGUCUCUGCCAGUGUGAUCAUCCAUGGAUUGGAGACGAUUGUUCGGUUAACAUUAAUAAACCACCAGAACUGGACAUUGUCGGUGAAGGAAAGCCAUGUGAUCUGAAUCGUUAUGAUUGCAAUUCUGUGAACUUAUUUGGAGAUGACUUUGCUGAAGUGGAGAAUCUCACUUGUCAUUACAGAAAUUUAGCACCAAACCUGACAGUAAUAUCCAGUGUGAAUACCAGUAAAGCUGAGUAUGUGAAUUCUGAGACAGUGGUGUGUACGUUCCCGGGAGAAGGAUUGUACGAGGUAGCAGUCAGUAACAAUGGGGAGACCACUAGUGAAUACAAAGUCUAUAUCAUCUAUAACAGCUACUGUAAUCGAUGCACUCUGACAGGCUGUGCAAGAAGGACUGAUAUUUGUGUGAUUGCUGGGGUGUGCUAUGAAAACGGAUUUGUCAAACCUGAUCAGAAGAACCUAGCUUGUCUCCCUGAUUACAGCACAGACUCAUGGACUGUAUUAAGAGUGGAUGUUAUAUACGAGUAUAGGUUAUACUUUCUGAGGAUUGCUGGGAGUUAUCUAGUGACUGAGGCAGGAAAUAUUCUCCAGCGUGGUAACAUGAACCUGCGUACAAACAGAAAUGGAAAAGAGUCCUUGACAUUUAAUGGUGUUGACCAGUACUUAAACUUGCCCCAUCAUCCAGGAUUAUGUCUUUCUGACCCAGAUUUCUGUAACCUUGGGAUUACAUUUUCUUUCACCAUUCGCUUCCUCAGCCUAAGAGAUGACAUGUAUAUUUAUUCUAGCUGUGGCUCAAACCCUAGAAGUGUAGGAUAUGACCUCCGUUAUGUCAACAAGCGUUUUAUAUUCACGGUUAGCACCAGGAGCCGAGAAUGGAGUGUUGAGUUCAACGAUGUUAAGACUGAUGUCUUCUAUGCCUAUCAAUUCUCUUGGAGUGUACAGUAUGGUCUGGUGUUUUACAUUGAGGGAGUGGAGGUUUCACGAACCACAAAGUAUACCAAUAGGGAUGUAUCUUUGCCAGAAAAAUGUCCGAUCUAUAUUGGAACAAACCAAGACCAGUCGUCUUUUACUAACAUGGAGCUUGAAUACUUCCACAUUCUGCUGGCUUCUAGAGACAUACUGAUUCAGCUGGGUUACAUCAUUGGGUUUCCGGAACUCACCCAAUCACCUUCCCUCCGAAUUGUGGCUAAUCCAGAUGAAAGUGUUCAGUUUCAAUGUGAGUUUACUCAACUGGCUGCAGAUGUGGAUUAUAUAGUGGAAUUCUAUGUCAACAAUAGAAUGGUUGCUAAUGCAACCAACAACACUAGUCCAGUUAUGAUUAGUGAACAUGAUGCUGGUGAUCUCACAUAUGGAAGUUCAAUGUAUUGCGAGGUUAGUGCAUGUUACAGGGAUCGAUGCAGUGCAUCCCGAGGACCAGCUAAGCGUAGCAGCAUUGUUAGGAUGGUUAUGGAGUUUGAUGAGGAAAAGAUGGUCAUUUAUGAAGGAAAGAAACCAGAGAAACCUCUCCGAGGGCGAAAUCUGAUUCCUCCGAGACUGUUCUGUCCAGCUGCCAGUCGAGAUAAUUGUAAAUUAUAUGUUGUCUCUUCACUCAAGACAAACUCCAGAGAGACAAAGUGUCUAGAUGGCAGUACAAUGCAACAGCUAGUUUUCCGAUCUCCAGAAACAAAUAAUUCUAUGUGUUCAUAUCCCAUCACAUGGGGUCGAGAUAUAGAAAUUGAAAUUGAGGCAACUGUUGAUCAGAUAAAAGAUGGAAAAAAAUCUCGUACCAUUCAGAUCCAGCUCUUAGUGAUGGUGGGAAGUUUGAGGACCCUGUUUGACGUGGCCAGAAUUCCUGUUGAAAUCCGGGACUCAAAAUCUGUCGUGACAUGCCGGUCCAUCAAUGAUCCUCACAUGACCACUUUCGAUCAGAAGAAAUAUGACAACUUCUUUGAAGGAGAAUUUGUGCUCUAUCGCCAUAAGACAUUACCCUAUGCUGUACACACGUUCUACAGAUCUUGUAACAAAAAAGCUUCCUGCAAUUGUGCUGUGGCUGUGAGAUCUGGAGAUGAUGUCAUUGUGUUGGAUGUAUGUGGCAAAACUAGACGUACAGGCAAAAAGAAACGACGCCCACUGACCAAAAAACUCUAUCUGAAUGGGCAGCUAACCCCAGGAACCUCAGUCUAUCAGCACAGAAAGGGAAAGAAAUAUGAGAUCAAUCUGCCCACUGGAGGACAGGUGAUUGUUAAGCCCCAGAGAGACUUUAUCAAUGUCUGGAUGAAAGGAUCACCAUUAGAUUAUGAAAAUGUUGAAGGUCUGUGUGGAAAUUAUGAUGGUGAUAAGGACAAUGAUUUGGUAACAAAGGCUGGGGUAAAAGUCGAUAAAAAGCAGCCUGAUGAAUUCUCUGUGGAAUGGAGAGUACCUGAGUCUGAGUCCCUCUACUCUGGAUACUGUGGUGUUGUCUCUACUGACUCCUCUCCUGAUGAGCCUGAGUACUGUGAGUGUGAGGCAGGAAUGAUCCCUCAGUGUAGGGCCAGCCCUGUCAGUGAUUGUGGAAGCUUCUCAAAGGCCACUAGCAAGAAAAAAGGCAAAAGCAAGAAACUUGUAGACAUUACACAGGAUUUGAUUGAUGAGUCACAGCAGUUCUUCUGUCAGUCCACUAUUACCAGGAUCAUAUUUGAAUUCAACAUCACCUAUGUCUUCAUUGGUGCUACAUUCCCCACACCCAAUGGAAUCACACGGGAGAUGGCAGUUAACAACUGUACCCAGUUCAUCGCUCAGUCCUCUGCUGGUGAUGCCUGUGGUGCUAUUGCCAAUGUUGAUAAGAUAGGAAACCUAGAAAACUGCAUUGAUGACAUCAUGAUAAUGGACAGCUUAGAGUGGCUGGUAACAGCUCUAGAAAACUUACAAGAACAAUGUGUGACUGCCAUAGAAACCGAUGUGACCUUGUGGAUUACUGACGGGGGCAGUGUCCCAGAACUUCCUGCAGUCAUUGAGGCCAUUUGUCCUGACGAUUGUAACAAACAGGGUGCAUGUGUCAAUGGGUCCUGUGUAUGUAAUGCUGGUUUUGAUGGGGAGGAUUGUUCAUUGUUGACCACUAACCCCCCCGAUGUAGUGGGCGUGGUUGAUGCCGUCUGUGACCUGAGUCAGGGACCCUGUCUCUUCUUCUUCGUUCAAGGCUUUGGUUUCUUGGAUCAACCUUCACUCACCUGUCAUUAUACAUUAGCUGAAAACAAUUCAAUGGUCAACACAUCAGCUAUAUUCAGAAGUGAGGAGGAGGUGAGAUGUCCUGCCUAUAGAGGAAAUCUGUCUAUCAGUAAUGACGGACUUCUGAUCAGUGUUUCAGUACGAGUUGUAGUGUACGACUCGGUGUGUGAGAUCUGUGACGAUACUUCCUGUUCUCUUAGGACUGACAUUUGUAAGAUCAAUGGGAAGUGCUAUGCUGAUGGCUUUGUCAAUCCUUUGGAUGCCACUCAGAUCUGUGAUAUCAAAAUAUCCACAACACAAUGGGAAACCCUUAAUAUCCGUAACAUCAUUAUCAAGAACUACAUCUUUAUAAGAAUUUUUAAUCAGCUCUUGAUCACUAAGACUUUCAACAUCACCAUUGGUGGAACAGGCAUCCCAAAACUAAUUCCUGGUUUUGCUGGAGGAAAUGCAGUUGAUUUGGAUGGAAAGCAGUAUCUAACUUACGGAGAUCAAACAACAUCUUGUUUUGGUGAUGUGGAGAAAUGUACAAAGGGAGUCACUAUACGAUUUAACUUAAAGCUGAAAAAACACAGCUCUAAAUGUUACGUGUUCAGUAACGGUGGAGAGGAAGCCACAAAUUAUGGCUAUGCUAUGUGGUUUGAGAAUAACAAACUCUACACCAGAACCAGCAACAGAAAGUCAGAGUGGACCAUUUCCACUUCAUCCAUCAAGGUGGAGACAUUCAUGCAGGUGGAAAUGUCUUGGAGUCUUCAGAGUGGAUUGCAGCUAAGUAUUGACAAAAAAGUUCAGGCAUCUAGCAAGAGAUAUGUCAGUCGACCUGCAAAUAUAUACUCUGCUGUCAGAGACUUUGUAAUCGGUGGAUCAUCCAAGAAAGAUAAGAACUGUGGAAUGGCCAUUGAUUCCUUCACUAUAGUGUUUGCCUCAACAGAAAUUAUCACUGGAGCAGGAAUCAAGACAGAGUUACCAUCUUUCGAGAAGUCCCCCUCUUUAACCCGUCACAUGAACAAUGACCAGGUGUCCCUCCUGUGUUCGUUUGAGUCUCUCUCCCCCUCCCAUUCCUACUCUGUUUCCUGGUAUGAGGACGACAGGCUCCUGAAGACUGCUGAUAUUGGAAAUGAGACCAGAGCUACACUCACUGAACAAGACAUGGGAACACUGACAUUUGGAGCUGAGCUGUACUGUGGAGUAUCAGCCUGUCUGACUGACAACUGUGAUAACACCAGAGGUCCUGAGAAACGCAGUGACAAAAUCAGUACAGCCAUCAAGCUGGUGUCAAGUAAGGUCACUGUUUUUGAGGGAGGAGAUACGGAAUGUGUGAAGUUGGAGACCCCAUUCCCGCCCAGACUUUUCUGUAACUCUACUGAUAAUACCACCACCUGUGGCAUCCAUGUUUCCUAUGGCUUCCAAUCUCACAGACAGACCAAGUGUGCCACUGGCCGCUACAUACCUCAGGCCGUAUUCAAACAGAGUGAUGAGGUCAAAACACCAGGGUGUGGAGUCACCAUCACUGACACUCAGUGGACGAAGCAGACCUGUGUCAAUGUUUAUGGAGUUCCAGAAGGACUGAAGGAUAAGAAUAAGAAUUUGAACAUCCAGCUUGAUGUGUCCAUUGUUAUUGGAACAGUGAUGUCCCCAAAACUGGUCAGCUAUACAGUGAAAGUUGAGGUCAUUGAUAAAGACAGGUUGUCAGUAUGUCGAUCUCUUGGAGAUCCUCACAUUACCACUUUCGAUAAAAGGACAUUUGAUGUCUUCCAAGAAGGAGAGUUCAUCUUAUACCGACACAAAACACUCCCUUAUGAAAUUCGAGCCUUCCACCGUUCCUGUCUCAAGCGUGCUGCAUGUAAUUGUGCUGUAGCAGCAAGAAUCGGUGAUGACGUCAUUGUUCUGGAUAGGUGUGGUGCAAACAGGAAAAAAGCCAAAAAACAGCCCCUGGUUCCCAAGCUAUAUCUGAAUGGAGAGUUGACUCCAGGCACAACCAUCAGCAGAUUCAACAAUGGAAGGAAAUACAAGAUUGUGUUCCCAAGUGGAGGAGAGCUAAUUGUGCAGGUCAACAGGAACAGGAAGGAAUUCUUACAACUCUGGUACAAGGCUUCAGCUGAUGAUUACCUCAACUCAGAGGGUUUAUGUGGUCAUUACGAUGGAGACUCCAGCAAUGAUCUGUUGUUCCCUGAUGGCAGGCUGUACUCAGGAAAAGAAAGGAGACCAAAGGAGUUCUCCAAGAGCUGGAGGAUUAAGGAGAUGGGACUUGAGACUCUUUACUCCGGUGUCUGUACAGACACAGUGAAUGAGGUCAUUCCUCCCGUCCCCAUGUUCUGUGACUGUAAUCUUGGAUCCACCCCAGUUUGUGGAACAGAUCUUGACAUAUCCUCAUGUGUCAAGCCUGACAAGAAGAGAAAGGGAAAGAAAAAAGGACUAGUAGGGGAGGAGAUUACAGACCUCGUUAUUCAGCAAGCUGUUUCCCCACCCCCCAUGUGUCUAUCUAGAUCAGCUCUCAUCUUGUUUGAAUACAAUGUUACCUACAUUGCUCCGGAUUACACAUGGCCGACAGCCAGUAACAUCACAGAGAGGCAGGCAUUCCAGAAAUGUAAAACAACAGUAGAGGCCAGUGUGGGAUUCCAGGGAUGUAAAAACGUCCCAGACAUUGGAUUCUCCAUCUCUCUCGACUCCUGUGUCAUUGAUAUUCAGAUAAUGGAUGAUUUUACCUGGGCCGAGGGAGCAUUAGCAGCUGUUCUUCAGCUCUGCCAGACUCAGCUGGAAGUCAAUGUGGAACUCUGGGUGAAUGUGUCUGGAGAUAUUGUCCCUAGUCCUGCAAUCAUUGACAAUCUUUGUCCUAAUGAGUGUAGUAAACAAGGAACAUGUAAAGAUAGUGAAUGUACCUGUAAUGCUGGUUACUAUGGAGAUGAUUGCUCUGUUGUCCUGACAACACCACCAACAUUUGAGGAUAUCCCCGACUAUCUCUGCGACCUGUUGAAGUCGGACUGUAGAAGUGUUGUUAUAAAUGGUGAUGGAUUCAUUCAGGUUGAAACUCUUGUCUGCAAGGUUCAAAAGCUGAAACGACAAGGAGUUGAAUUUGUAGUAGACGGCAGUUCUGUGACUGUCAAUGCCAGUUUUGUCAGUCGAGAACAGGUCAGCUGUAAACUGCCAGACUCUGGAAUCUACAAUGUCAGUGUCAGUAAUGACAGAAGUAAUUUCGGAGCCGAAUUGACUUUCAUCGGUUACGACUCUUCCUGCUACACCUGUGAUUUAUCUGGAUGUUCUCAAAGGACUGACAUAUGUUUAAUUGGAGGAAACUGUUAUGGGCGAGGAUUUAUGAAUGCUGGAAAUCCACUUGAGGUUUGUUCUCCUAACAGGACCACCACCGGCUGGACAACAGUCACACGUGACAUGGUGGUACAAAUAUCAUAUACCUUCAUCAGCAUUAUAAGCAACGUCCUCAUUACCCAGUCCACCAACUACACUGUAAUUGGAAAUCCCUUACUAGUGACUGGUCCCACUGGUGAAAAGGCUCUUCAGCUAGAUGGCUCCACACAGUAUAUAGAUUUGACCACAAGUGACAAUGGUUGUCUAAGUAAUCCUGGUCGGUGCGAGUUUGGCUUGUCUGUAACCUUCAACCUGAAAUUUGUGACUCUGACAGAAAACAUGUACAUUUUCUCAAAUGGUGGAGAUGAGCCAGAUGGAUUUGGGGUGGCCAUGUAUUAUCGUAGAAACCGGUUGUUCCUGACGGUCAGUACGGAGACCAAAGAAUGGACAGUGGAAACAACAAUGAUCAAGAUCAGUGUUUUCUAUAAGAUUGAUUUCUCAUGGAGUGAACAAAAUGGUCUUGUUUUGUACUUGGAUGAUAAGGAGGUAGCAUCUACAAGAGUUUACAUCACUAAGAUUGUCACAGUAUCCAUUACGACCAAAUUCUACAUUGGUUUGUCCAUCAAGACAAACAUCUAUGCUAACAUUGUUAUAGAUGGAUGGACAGUGACUGAAGCUACGAAAAAGAUUCGAGAUGAAGUUACCAUGGAGACCACCACAGAGGCUGGUACAACAACGGAAAUGUCAACAACAGAAAUGUCAACGACAGAAAUGUCAACGACAGAAAUGUCAACAACGGAGAUGUCCACAAUGGAAUCUACAUCAGAGACUAGUACAUUAGAUUUGACAGAAACAUCUACUAAAGUGACAACAAGUGAACAGACAACCACAGCUCCAGAGACAACUUCUGAGUCUCUUACAAGUGAGUCGACAACUUCUGAGAUACCAACAACUGAAGAUGAGACAACAACCAUAGAUACGUCCAGUGUUCCAACAACAAUAAGCACAACGGAAGAUCUUACAACCUCAGAACCUGAUACAACUACAACUUUGUUAGAAUUGACAACCACUAGUUCUGAACUGCCAACAACCAGUACUGAACCAGUGACAACCAGCACUGAACCAGAUACAACCAGCACUGAACCAGGUACAACCAGCACUGUACCAGAUACAACCACAGCUGAGCCAGUGACAACUAGUACUGAACCAAUUACAACCAGUACUGAACCAGUGACAACCACCACCAAAAUAUCAACAACUGAACAAGGUAUAACCACCUCCACAUUAGAAACUUUUACAUCUGAAACAACACAAGCAGUAACUACAGAACAGACUACUUCAGUAGAGCUAUUGACUUCUACAUCAGUAAAACCAUCUGCAACAUCACAACAACAAACAACCACAGAACAAGAUACAUCUACCUCAAUACAAAUGACAAGCACUACUACAACAGACCAACAAACAACGUCACAACAAACAACAUCACAAUCACUCUCAACAUCUACACAAGAGACAAGCACCACACACAUGACAACAGCUGGACCAGAAACAACUUCCACUACAGAGGGAGCUAAGGUGACAACGACCCAACCACAGACAACUAGGACCUCUUUAGAAACAACCACAACUGUUGGAACAACCACCACAGAAGCCCCAGGCACAACAACACCUUGUGUAAUCAGCCCUGUUUCCACAGCACCAACUCUGGACUACUCUGUCUCUGCUGACUACCAGAAGGUGUCUUUUGAUUGCUCUGUCACAUCAGCAGCAGGAAGUGAUACACAAUACACCAUCUGGUGGUAUGUAGGGGAGACAAUCCUCAGAAAACAGACUCUCACUUCAGGAACUACUGUAAACAGAAUGGAGUCAACUGAAAUCACCAACACAGUUGAUGCCCUUACACAGGGGGUAAGCUGUGGGGUGGUUGUAUCAAAGCCCAGUACCUGUGGACAGGUGACUAGCUCAGUAACAAGAAGUAGUAUUCUCAAGCACCAAGUCACAAUUAACGAGGCCUCAUACAUCAAGAUUGUAGAGGGUGAAGCAGCAUACCCAAUACAAGUGGACCUUUCCACAUCUGCCAAGUAUUACUGCUCCAUGAAGUACAAAGCAAACUGUGACAUAAGAUUUAAUGGAAAGGUAGUAAAAUCAAAUCUACCCAAGAGAUGUCCAGAUGGAGGGGAAAUCCCCAAUAUUGUGGUCAAGUCCUCACUAACUAAUGCUGCCUCACCAACUGAGGCUACCUGUGGUCCUGUGAUGAAAGAAAACUUGGCCUCUACCCAGAUUUACAUCAAGGCAAUGAUUGACAGGAUGAAAUUUGGAAACAAAAACAGUACAUUGAACAUCCUACAGGAAGACAAAGUGGGUCAAGAGCUCAAGGCUGAGGUCCUCCUGAAGAAAAUAGAGGUUGAAGUUGUUGAGAUGGACUCUUUAGACCUACGACACUGUCAGUCAAUUAAUGACCCUCACAUCAGAACUUUUGAUGGAGUCUACUUUGACAACUUCCAGCCAGGAGAGUACAUACUUUAUAGAAACAAAGACACUGAAGUAGAGGUACGUGCUGCAAUGGUGCGCUGUUCCAGUGGAACGUGUAACUGUGGAGUGAUGGCACGUUCUGGUGAUGAUGUCAUCAGGAUAGACAAGUGUAAGUGGGUCAACAAAACAUCUACUGCUUAUCCAAUCAAUGAUGAGCUCUUCACAAAUGGAGAACUGACACCCAGGACACAGAUCUUCCAGGAGAAGGAUGGCAAACAGUUCCAGAUCAUGUUACCCACAGGAACUAAAGUGACAGUCAAGGACUCAUAUCAGGCCUUUAUUAACAUCUUUAUUUACCCAUCAGCUGCAGACUUUAACAAAACUGAAGGUUUAUGUGGUACAUAUGACGGUAACCAAGACAACGACCUCUCAGAUCCCAAUGGGGUCAUUACAAAAGUCCCUGGCACAGAUGAACGACCAGAUGCAUACAGUCUGAAAUGGAGAACCUCCGAGUCGAACACACUGUUUAGAGGUUAUAGGUCAACAGUCUCCAUGGAGAUACCAGUUUACUGCUCUUGCUACAGUGAUGGAACAAAAUCAUGUGAUUUCUUUGGUGAUGUCAGCACAUGUGGAGUCACAAACAAAGGUGUGGAUUUAAAACCUGACCUCCUGACCCCACAACCUGGCCUAUUAACCCCCUCUGCUGUUGGCAGGCGUAAGAAGAGACAGGCUGUAGAUGACACUGUGACCUAUGAUCUAAACUACAAUGCUCCAGCUCCAAACUCUGCUUGGCCAUCCAAUCUAAACAUGACAGAAGAAGAAGCCAGACAGAGUUGUGGAAACUACCUCGUCAAUUCCAAGGCCGGCGUCAGCUGUCAGAAUCUGUUGUCUGGAAACUAUUCCCAGGACAUAGAUAACUGUGUGCAAGACUACAAGUUGACCGGUCUGACCAUCUGGAGGGAGGAUCACUUGGGAGGAAUUCAGCAGAAUUGUUAUGAGGAGGUUCUAAAGGACACAGCUAAAUGGACACAGGAUGACCCGAAUGCUGCCCCCUCUUUACCCACAACUAUUACCAAUUCUCUUUGUCCUUUGGACUGCAAUAGUCAAGGAAACUGUGUGGAGGGAGUCUGUGAGUGUAAUACUGGCUAUGGAGGAGCAGACUGCUCUAUAUCUGUCAGUUUAGCUCCAGUUGUUCUAUUAGAGGACUCCAAUGUAGCCUGUGAUACCCUCAAUAACAACUGUACACAAGCUGUCAUCAAGGGUGAUCGCUUCCUUAACAGUUCAACUAUCACUUGUCACAUGACAGAAAUUGAGAUUAAUGGAGAAGGUAUUUCUAGACGAUCACCAAACACCAUAGUAAAUACUGCCAUCUUUAAGAGUAUCUCAGCAGUUCACUGCACCCUCCCAUCCAAGAAGAGCUAUGCCAUCAAGAUCAGUAAUGAUGGAACACACACCAGUGUGGCUGAGUCUGUAUUUAUCCUCUAUCAGUCAGACUGUUACACCUGUGAUGUUGCUGCUGAUAGAACCCAUGGAAACUGCUCCAUGUUGACCUCGUCAUGUCUGAUUGGUGGCGUGUGCUAUGCAGGAGGAACCAGUAAUCCAAUCAACUCCUGUCAGCUGUGUACUCCCAGCACAUCUCAGUUCUCUUGGACUGCUUCAACUGCUGCAGGCUGUCCCACAAUAAGCAGUACCACUGAGCCGGUGCCUCCCAACAAGACAGCAGUCAACAUGAAUUCUCAGACAGUGGUCAUUGUAGCCUCACUGGCUGCGGCCAUCUUCCUGAUCAUCAGUAUUGUGCUGGCUGUGGUAUUUAUUGUUAGAUACAGAGCACAGAAAAAGAAAGAGAGAUUCAUGAAGCAGUAUGAUCCAGAACCUAGUGUAUUUAGUAAUGGAGCUUAUGAAAAGAAAGAAUGGCGACCAGCCUACAGUGACCCAACAGGUGCUUCUAUGUAUAACACUCAGACUGGGGGAAAUAUAGCUUUCUAUGACACACGAAUGGCUCUGGACGAUUAUUUUGAGUGAACGGAAAAAAAGUUGGUCCCACAACUGUAGGAGUAUUUUUGGAAUGUAUAUUUCUGUAUGACUUUUUUAAAAUAUGAAAGUGAAGAAAAGUGCAUCUUUAUUUUGUAUACCGGUUUAAAAUGUUUUGAAAUGUGAUAAAAUAUAAAAUGCAUAAUUUAAAGAAUUGAGUAUGUGUGUAUAUUUUUAAAUUCUGAUAGAUAUGUUACAUUUAUUACAGAUGUGCUGAAUAUUACCCAUAUAUAUUUUUAUUUUUUUAAAUUUUUUAACAUGAUAAAUAAACCCUUGUAUUGUCUGAUGAUAACAAGGCAUUUUAUUUCAAAUGAGUUUUAUCGUUUCCAAAGUUUGAUAUAGGGUAAAAGUUUUAAAUUGGUGCUUUUAUCUACAUUUUCCAUGUACAGCAUGUGCAUCAAGUGCAUGAUAAAUUUCAAUUUUUUUGUAUUUCAUGUUUAUAUGCUUCAUUAAUCAGACACUAUGUGCCAAGUCCAUUUCUUUUAGUUUAUUAUUUUAUUCAGUCCUACUGAAGUGUAACAAUAUGAAGCUGAUUCUUUGAUUAUGCAUCUAUUACUGGAAGUCCAAUAAAGCAUACCGAAAUCCCUGGUGAUUUCCAAUUUUUGAGAUAAUUACACAAUAUAUGUGCCAGUCUUUAUAUUUUCUCUGUUACAUGUAUGAAAUAUGUCUGAUUACAAUAAAAAGUCAAAUUGUU